GACGCAAACGCGCGGCCGCCUUCCGCACUGCGGGCGCCUGUACGCUACAGGAGUCGGGUUUCUGGAGCAUGCGCAAAACCCCGUACGUAAAGAUGGCGGCCUCUAUAUUGCACACGCUGCUCAAGCGAUAUCCUACCCUUUCGCCCUUCAGAGGUAUCAAUGGAGUUCAGUUUUCCCUCCAGACUUUUUGCACUGAAGCCUCUUCUGGAAAAGAUUCUUUGCCCCCAGCUCCUGUUUCCCCUUAUGAGAAUGAACCCUGGAAAUACCUGGACUCAGAAGAAUACCAGAGUCGCUAUGGUUCUCGCCCCGUCUGGGCUGACUACCGCCGCAACCACAAAGGCAGGAUCCCCCCACAGCGGACUCGGCAGACGUGCAUUCGUAAGAAUAAAGUUGCUGGGAAUCCUUGUCCCAUCUGCCGGGAUCACAAGUUGCAUGUGGACUUUAGGAAUGUGAAGCUCUUGGAACAGUUCGUCUGCGCCCACACUGGCAUCAUCUUCCACGCCCCGUACACAGGGGUCUGUAUGAAGCAGCACAAGAAGCUGACCCAGGCUAUCCAGAAAGCCAGGGACCAUGGGUUCCUCAGCUACCAUAUUCCCGAAGUGGAGCCGCGGGACCUCGAUUUCAAGACGUGCCAUGGAGCCGUGAGUGCCACCCCGCCGGCCCCCACCCUGCUCUCAGGUGACCCUUGGUAUCCCUGGUACAGCUGGAAGCAGCCGCCAGAACGAGAACUGUCCCGACUUCGCCGCCUCUACCAGGGCCACCUCCGGGAAGAGAGUGGCCCCCCACCAGCAUGCAUGCCCAAGGAGCCCUCUGCCGCCCCCAAGGAGCAGAGUCUCCCCAGCGAUGUGUAGGACUGGGACAUGUGUAGGGAGGCCUGCAGCAGGCUGAGGGUGGGUGGCUCUGCUUGCAGCCAUCGCAUGUGCACCUUGUGGAAGGAUGUGCUCAACACCUGAUAAAGACUUUACCCCACUCCCUUUCCACAAUAAAGUGUCUCCCAUCUC
Cavia porcellus (domestic guinea pig) is the source of this 1001-nucleotide messenger RNA. RefSeq names its product mitochondrial ribosomal protein S18B (gene Mrps18b). Gene Ontology annotation, cellular component: ribosome; mitochondrion. The transcript is spliced from 7 exons. Gene Ontology annotation, biological process: mitochondrial translation. Gene Ontology annotation, molecular function: structural constituent of ribosome. The record is from RefSeq and is a predicted model, not a curated record. The coding region runs from base 69 to 851 and encodes 260 amino acids. Lineage: Eukaryota; Metazoa; Chordata; Mammalia; Rodentia; Caviidae.